Messenger RNA from Indicator indicator, 624 nucleotides. It is a transcript of the gene HPGDS, whose product is annotated as hematopoietic prostaglandin D synthase. Gene Ontology annotation, molecular function: glutathione transferase activity. NCBI's taxonomy places the organism in Eukaryota, Metazoa, Chordata, Aves, Piciformes, Indicatoridae. Gene Ontology annotation, biological process: glutathione metabolic process. The transcript has 6 exons. The record is from RefSeq and is a predicted model, not a curated record. Bases 24 to 623 code for a protein of 199 amino acids.
UCUCUGCAGCGGAGGAUCCAACCAUGCCACAGUACAAGCUGACAUACUUCAAUCUGCGAGGACGAGCGGAAAUCAGCCGCUACCUGUUUGAAUAUUCAGGCAAAAAGUAUGAAGACCACAGGAUAGAAAUGGCUGACUGGCCCAAAAUCAAACCAACUAUCCCAUUUGGCAAAGUCCCCAUUCUGGAAGUAGAUGGAGUUAUCAUUCACCAGAGCCUGGCCAUAGCAAGAUACCUUGCCAGAGAAUCAGGUCUGGCAGGGCAGACACCUGUGGAACAGGCACUAGCUGAUGCCAUUGUGGACACCAUCGAUGAUUUCAUGACACUCUUCCCUUGGGCAGAGCAAAACCAGGAUGUCAGAAAACGAGCCUUUGAUGAGAUCCUCACCAACAAAGCACCUGAGUUACUGAAAGAUCUGGAUACCUUCUUGGGGGAUAAACAGUGGCUGGUGGGCAAGUCUGUAACGUGGGCUGAUUUCUACUGGGAUGUGUGCAGCACAACACUUCUGUCCUGCAAACCUGACCUGGCAGACAAACACCCCAGGCUUCUGGCUCUCAAGGAGAGAGUGCAAGCACUUCCAGCUAUUGCAGCCUGGAUCCAGAGAAGACCAAAGACUGUAAUGUAGA